AUGGCCACCAUCACAAAUAGUGAACUAGAGCCCUAUGCAAGGCAACGAAACCUCAAGUGCGAUCGAAGAAGUAGCAAACUUCCUUUUAUUCUUUGCUUCAACAGAUACCAUCACUUAGCCCCACUUCAGUCACUAGAUGUUCUUCCAGGACAGUACAAUGGAUAUGGGUUAUUAACAUCAAAGCUCUCUGUUUCCAGGGCACCAUCUCUAAAGAGCCUUCGCUUCAUAUCUUCUAAGUACAUCACUAAUGAAGGGUUGUUGGAGGCACUUAAUAAGUUUCCUGUGCUUGAGGAGCUUGAGCUUUCACUUUGCAAACAUGUUUUCGGGAAGGUAUACGAGGGUAUUAGCAUAGCCUGUCCACGCCUCAAAUGUUUGAAGGUCAACUAUCCUUGCUUCUAUAACAUCGAAGAUAUCGAGUAUAACAAGGAUGAGGAAGCUCUGGGGAUUGCAACAAUGUUUGUGCUACCCUCCCUUCAACUGUUUGGCAGCGAACUCACCAACGUAGGAUUGGCAACAAUCCUUGAUAAGUGCCCUCACCUUGAGUAUUUGGACAUUCGCCAUUGUUUCAAUAUCCACAUGGACAUCACCCUGCGUGCAAAGUGUGCUAGAGUAAAGACGAUGAGGCUUCCACAUGACUCAACUGAUGACUAUGAGUUCCAGAUUGAAAACCUAGUUCGAACACGUGCAAGGAAACCUAGGUGA
This is a messenger RNA of Triticum turgidum subsp. durum (durum wheat), 702 nucleotides long. Lineage: Eukaryota; Viridiplantae; Streptophyta; Magnoliopsida; Poales; Poaceae. The record is from the annotation of a GenBank genome assembly.